AUGAUGUAAUGCAACGGCAUAUGUGUGGGUGAGAAGGGAGAGGGAUCAUGUUAUUUUUCUCCGUGGUUAAACUGGAUUUACAGUACCGGGCUCGCGCUGUCCCCAAUUGAGUGGCAUUAUCAUGUACGGCGAUGGAGAGGGCACUGUUUGGGACAGAGUCGGACGCCCCCGACGGGACUGCAUGUGCUACCUCGGACCUCCAACAACUUUGAUGCCCAUCGGGAUGCGGAAGUCUCCCGAUGUGAGUCCCAGACGGCUUUCGGACAUCAGCCCCCAACUGAGACAACUGAAGUAUCUGGUUGUGGACGAGUCUAUCAAAGAGGACACUUUAAAAUCGUCCCGUUCCUUUGAAGACAUUAACAGCGCGUCGAUAGAGGAGAGGAUCUUGAGGAUCACUGGAUACUACGGCUAUCAACCUUGGAAUGCUGUCUACACCAACAGAGAAGACCGUCCCAGAGAGAAUGUGGUGGGCAGCACAGCGGACGGCCAGGCGGCAAACGGCGGGGCGCCGGGGGCGGAGCCUGCUACGGGGAGGUGGAGACUUCGUUGCUGCAUCAAAGUCACGGCCGUACAGGUGCGGAAGGCGCUGUGGGGCAUUGCCAUGGUGAUGUGUGUGUGCUCAUCGUGGGCGGGGUCCACCCAGCUGGCCAAGCUCACCUUUAAGCAGUUUGACGCUCCAUUCACCCUCACCUGGUUCGCCACCACCUGGAACUGCCUGUUCUUCCCCCUCUACUACAUCGGACACCUGUGUAAGAGCCCUGAGAGACAGACCCCCAGACAGAGGUUCAGGGAGUGUUGUCGGUUCUUUGGGGACGACGGGCUGACAGCCAAGGUGUUCUUCACUAAGGUGGCUCCGUUUGGAUUGCUGUGGAUCCUCACCAACUACCUGUACCUACAGGCCCUGAGGAAGAUCAACACUACAGACGUGUCAGCUCUGUUCUGCUGCAACAAGGCCUUCGUAUUCCUGCUCUCUUGGAUCGUACUGAGAGACCGCUUCAUGGGGGUCAGGAUCGUGGCGGCCAUCUUUGCCAUCGCUGGCAUCGUGAUGAUGACGUACGCUGACGGUUUCCACAGCCACUCUGUCAUGGGGAUCACCUUCGUUGUGGCCUCCGCUUCUAUGUCUGCACUCUACAAGGUGCUCUUUAAAAUGGUCCUGGGCAGUGCCAAGUUUGGGGAGGCAGCGCUCUUUCUGACCAUCGUCGGUGGGGCUAAUUUUGUGUUCAUCAGCUUUGUGCCAGUCAUCCUGUACUUCACCCAUGUGGAAUACUUUGGUUCUCUUGAGGACAUCCCCUGGUUAUACCUCUGUGGGGUAGCAGGCCUGCUCUUUGCUUUCAAUAUCCUGGUGAACUUUGGCAUUGCCAUCACGUACCCCACAUUAAUCUCUCUGGGCAUCGUCCUGAGUGUCCCUGUCAAUGCCAUGGUUGACCUGUACACAUGUGAGAUCCACUUCAACGCAGUGCGUCUGAUCGCCGUGUUGAUCAUCUGCCUGGGCUUCCUGAUGUUGCUGCUUCCAGAGGACUGGGACCAGUGCUUCAUCCAGCUCCAUGCUAAGCUGCAGAGUAAACGGGAGGAGCCAGCCGAGGAGGAGGCAGGGCCCGGCUCCAGCCUCAACUGGAGCAGGAGAGCAAGGCCCUCCAUGUCUACCUUUACACACUGACCACUGUUUAAUGUGGAGGGAUGGACGGACGGACACACUGAAACAGACAGGCAGAGGCAAACACGCACACGAAUGGAUGAAUGAACAGAUGGACAGAUACAGACACACAUACAGUGUACAGACACAUACAGACACACACACACCUUGGACACUUGAUUGCCAUGAUGACCUGCAUGGUCGACCUCUGCCCUCCGCCCUCUCUCUCUCUUUCCCCUUCCCUCUCACUAGUUUCUGCCUGGAAACCUUUCUGUUGGUCUGUCAGUCCGUCUGGGUCUGUUCAAGACCUUUUCAUUUCACUGCAAAAAGCACUGAUAUAAAUUAUUUCCUACUUGACCUCCACCAUUUUAGAAGUCAUCAGAGUUGGUGCAUGGGCUCACGUCAUUUAGCAGUACCUCAAAGUCAUUCCAUUGGACUGAUACAUUUAUUUACAUCAUGCCUGGGAAGACUUUCGAACUUGCCUUUGCUUUUCAAAAGACAAGGAUAGAUUGACAGACUAAUAAUUGUUCCAUUUUUUUGUCCGUUUUUGUCAGACUGAUGAUGGACUUUCUGGCUUUAACAUCAUGUUCCUAUCAACCUUCAAGAUCCAAAGAAGAAGAGAACCAGGAGAGACAGAGUUCUAGUGGGCAUGUUCCUGUUGUCCCUCAGGUGUCAAGAUCAUGUUCCCAUCAACCUUCAAGAUCCAAAGAAGAAGAGAACCAGGAGAGACGGAGUUCUAGUGGGCAUGUUCCUGUUGUCCCUCAGGUGUCAAGAUCAUGUUCCCAUCAACCUUCAAGAUCCAGAGAAGAAGAGAACCAGGAGAGACGGAGUUCUAGUGGGAAUGUUCCUGUUGUCCCUCAGGUGUCAAGAUCAUGGUAAAGACCUGCCUUUACCUGUAGAUCUCCACAGCCCAAUUCCAAACAGACGCUAGCCCCUAAAUCCUAGCCCCUACUACUUUGGCAGUUCAUGUAGAUCUGAAAAGAUUAGAUAGGUAUAAUCAGUAUGGUAAUGGUCCAUAUUGUCCUCUAUUAGAUAGGUAUAGUCAGUAUGGUAAUGGUCCAUAUUGUCCUCUAUUAGAUAGGUAUAAUCAGUAUGAUAAUGGGUCCAUAUUGUCCUCUAUUAGAUAGGUAUAAUCAGUAAGAUAAUGGGUCCAUAUUGUCCUCUAUUAGAUAGGUAUAAUCAGUAUGGUAAUGGUCCAUAUUGUCCUCUAUUACAUAGGUAUAAUCAGUAAGGUAAUGGUCCAUAUUGUCCUCUAUUAGAUAGGUAUAAUCAGUAAGAUAAUGGGCCCAUAUUGUCCUCUAUUAGAUAGGUAUAAUCAGUAAGAUAAUGGAUCCAUAUUGUCCUCUAUUAGAUAGGUAUAAUCAGUAUGGUAAUGGUCCAUAUUGUCCUCUAUUAGAUAGGUAUAAUCAGUAAGGUAAUGGGUCCAUAUUGUCCUCUAUUAGAUAGGUAUAAUCAGUAAGGUAAUGGAUCCAUAUUGUCCUCUAUUAGAUAGGUAUAAUCAGUAAGAUAAUGGAUCCAUAUUGUCCUCUAUUAGAUAGGUAUAAUCAGUAAGGUAAUGGAUCCAUAUUGUCCUCUAUUAGAUAGGUAUAAUCAGUAAGAUAAUGGGUCCAUAUUGUCCUCUAUUAGAUAGGUAUAAUCAGUAAGAUAAUGGAUCCAUAUUGUCCUCUAUUAGAUAGGUAUAAUCAGUAUGGUAAUAUGUCCAUAUUGUCCUCUAUUAGAUAGGUAUAAUCAGUAAGAUAAUGGGUCCAUAUUGUCCUCUAUUAGAUAGGUAUAAUCAGUAAGAUAAUGGAUCCAUAUUGUCCUCUAUUAGAUAGGUAUAAUCAGUAUGGUAAUAUGUCCAUAUUGUCCUCUAUUAGAUAGGUAUAAUCAGUAAGGUAAUGGUCCAUAUUGUCCUCUAUUAGAUAGGUAUAAUCAGUAAGAUAAUGGAUCCAUAUUGUCCUCUAUUAGAUAGGUAUAAUCAGUAUGGUAAUGGUCCAUAUUGUCCUCUAUUAGAUAGGUAUAGUCAGUAUGGUAAUGGUCCAUAUUGUCCUCUAUUAGAUAGGUAUAAUCAGUAUGAUAAUGGGUCCAUAUUGUCCUCUAUUAGAUAGGUAUAAUCAGUAAGAUAAUGGGUCCAUAUUGUCCUCUAUUAGAUAGGUAUAAUCAGUAUGGUAAUGGUCCAUAUUGUCCUCUAUUAGAUAGGUAUAAUCAGUAAGGUAAUGGUCCAUAUUGUCCUCUAUUAGAUAGGUAUAAUCAGUAAGAUAAUGGGCCCAUAUUGUCCUCUAUUAGAUAGGUAUAAUCAGUAAGAUAAUGGAUCCAUAUUGUCCUCUAUUAGAUAGGUAUAAUCAGUAUGGUAAUGGUCCAUAUUGUCCUCUAUUAGAUAGGUAUAAUCAGUAAGGUAAUGGGUCCAUAUUGUCCUCUAUUAGAUAGGUAUAAUCAGUAAGGUAAUGGAUCCAUAUUGUCCUCUAUUAGAUAGGUAUAAUCAGUAAGAUAAUGGAUCCAUAUUGUCCUCUAUUAGAUAGGUAUAAUCAGUAAGGUAAUGGAUCCAUAUUGUCCUCUAUUAGAUAGGUAUAAUCAGUAAGAUAAUGGGUCCAUAUUGUCCUCUAUUAGAUAGGUAUAAUCAGUAAGAUAAUGGAUCCAUAUUGUCCUCUAUUAGAUAGGUAUAAUCAGUAUGGUAAUAUGUCCAUAUUGUCCUCUAUUAGAUAGGUAUAAUCAGUAAGAUAAUGGGUCCAUAUUGUCCUCUAUUAGAUAGGUAUAAUCAGUAAGAUAAUGGAUCCAUAUUGUCCUCUAUUAGAUAGGUAUAAUCAGUAUGGUAAUAUGUCCAUAUUGUCCUCUAUUAGAUAGGUAUAAUCAGUAAGGUAAUGGUCCAUAUUGUCCUCUAUUAGAUAGGUAUAAUCAGUAAGAUAAUGGGCCCAUAUUGUCCUCUAUUAGAUAGGUAUAAUCAGUAAGAUAAUGGAUCCAUAUUGUCCUCUAUUAGAUAGGUAUAAUCAGUAUGGUAAUGGUCCAUAUUGUCCUCUAUUAGAUAGGUAUAAUCAGUAAGAUAAUGGGUCCAUAUUGUCCUCUAUUAGAUAGGUAUAAUCAGUAAGAUAAUGGAUCCAUAUUGUCCUCAGAAUUUCCACCGUAUUGCUUACACCUUUUCAAUUCUCUUAGAUCUUCACAACUGCAUAGGGGCUAGGGGGCGAUUUGGGAUUUGAAGUUAAUUCACAUUUUGGUUGCACCUCCACCUCAGGAGCCUGUAGAUGUUAGGGUGUGAAGGAAUCUGUCUGGGCAUUUCACUAUCAAUCUGAGCCAUGGAAUGUCUCGCUGUGCCUCCAGCAAAUGAGAAGAGCCAGAGCCAUCUACAGCCACACCUGCUGUGAUACACUUCCCCCUUAGAUCAGAUCCAGAGCUCCUGCUGGUUCCAGGCUGACACCCUCAGAUCCAGAGCUCCUGCUGGUUCCAGGCUGACACCCUCAGAUCCAGAGCUCCAGCUGGUUCCAGGCUGACAACUUCAGAUCCAGAGCUCCAGCUGGUUCCAGGCUGACAACUUCAGAUCCAGGGCUCCAGCUGGUUCCAGGCUGACACCCUCAGAUCCAGAGCUCCAGCUGGUUCCAGGCUGACACCCUCAGGUCCAGAGUUCCAGCUGGUUCCAGGCUGACACCCUCAGGUCCAGAGUUCCAGCUGGUUCCAGGCUGACACCCUCAGGUCCAGAGUUCCAGCUGGUUCCAGUCUGACACCCUCAGAUCCAGAGUUCCAGCUGGUUCCAGGCCGAAACCCACUGCUCAGUCUCAUGGCUUCAGUCACGACACUCCAGACCAGCCAAACUUAACCAAGCAGCUACAUUUGCAUUAUUUCAACAUCAUUUCAACCUCCUGAGCUACCACUCAGCUUCUGCUUUGAUACCUGUCGGUAGAUUUCCCACCUUUAAAGUCACCUUAUCAUGAGGCAGACGUACUAUAGUGGUGUACUCUGUCAGUUAGCCAGUGUUGCAGCAACACUAGCCUAGGUUCCAGUCUGUUUAUGCCCUCUUACCAACUCCUUAUAGAAUUGUCAUGGCUUGGGAGUUGGAAAGAGCACAACCAGAUCUGUGAUCAGGCUAAUGACACACAGGGACAAAUCAAACUGCAAGUGAUUAUCUGUAAGGGUGUUGUCUCCUGUGCAAACCUUAUCCCAAGAUGCACAGCCAGGGGUGGGUAGUAAUUAUUACUCUGCCUGUGGCAUUUUGGUGGAGGAGCCAUUAAGGAAGUCCCAUUGAAGUCAUAGUGAGAUCGGCUACGACAUGUUCUGGCUGUGGUGGGAUCGAGCUCUGUCUUUAAGAUACUGUUUUUAUUUAUUCCAUUGAUUAUGAUUCUAAGGCAAGUUAACCACUGUGAGGACUCUUCAGGGUUACUGAUGAGGUAACGAACCGAGCAAAACACAGACCACAAUGUAGGCGCGGCUUCAAACAGGAAGUGGGCAGAACCUCUGCCUUGUUGUGAAUGUAUACAUGACCACUGCUCAACACUCACCAUGUGCUAUCUAUCUUUUCUAUUUAUUCGGAGGGAGGCACCAUUUGACUGGUUAUGCCACAGCCUCACACUACAACCAUUCUUAUUGCACUCAUCCUUCUUGAAUGAACUGUGAGAUGCAUCUUAUUAAAUGGACAGGUUUUUCUAUUUCUGCAUUUAGUUUGACCUCUGAUGUGAAGGGACAGCGAGUGACUGACAUGACAUCUACAGAACAAGCAUGCAGAGAUGACCACAUAUAACUGAGCAGUCCAUUCACUUCACUGCCUAUUAUUUUUGUUCUGCAAUAGAGUACAGGGUUGGGCUCAGUUCCAUUUCAAUUCAGUCAAUUCUGGAAAUAAACUGAAAUUCCAAUUCCCCUCAUUGAAAAGCAUUGAGGAACAUUUUAAUUGAAGUUUGGAAUUGGAAUUUCAGUCCUAAAUUGGCUGAAUUGUAAUGGUACUGAGACCAACCCUGAAUAGAAGUACUACAUCAGCACUGUAAUCUCCCAUUGUCAUUCUUCGUAAUGACAAUAUAAUCAUGAUAUUGUAUUCCUCUGGAAUUAUUGCUAGACAUAACUGUAAACCUUUGUAAGGAAUGAAGCUGACUUUUACACUGAAAUAAUAAAUGCAACAUAUGAUUAUCACAUCUGAAGAAGAAUACAGCGUGGUUGGAUUACAUGAUGACGCCAUGUGUUAGAUCAGUUCUUCAA
Oncorhynchus mykiss (rainbow trout) is the source of this 6784-nucleotide messenger RNA. Lineage: Eukaryota; Metazoa; Chordata; Actinopteri; Salmoniformes; Salmonidae. The record is from RefSeq and is a predicted model, not a curated record.